AUGUCAGUUUUAAAAAUUUUUAUUGUUUUAUUAUUUGUCGUUGCAUAUGGAAUUUUGUUAAUUAGUUUUGCGUUUGUUCCUGAUAAAAAAAUUCCCCAAGCCGAGAGUCCAGUCACUCAUUUUCCAACAUGGCAUCCUCCCUUCGAUGCACUUUAUGGGGACAGAAUGAGAUCAGUGGGUUUGCUUGGAAUUGUAAUUACAUUGCUUACUUCAAUCGUUACAUACAAAAACGCAUAUUUUACACAUCCAGCCAACAAAAAAGUCCAAACAUAUUUUUGCUCGACCAGCAAUACCGAUGGCGUCAGCAGCAGCGUUCUUACAUCAACACAAUACUUUAAUAAAAACUUUGCGCAUUAUAAUUUGGGCACAUUUUCAUCAAUUAUAGCCUAUUAUAUCAUUGAUCCCUCCAAACUAUUUACAACAUUUGCAGUGAUGCACAACUUUUUUGAACUUACACUAUUAGUUUCAUUUUUGUCAGGUGGACAACUCAGAACCACAAAACAAUUUUUGUGGUUAUUGACAUAUUUUAUGUCAAUAGCUUCGAUUGUUAUUUAUGUUAAAUGGCCUUACGAUGCUUUAUUUUUCAAAUUUCAAGGAUUGAUACUUGAUUAUGCACUUGUGGUACAUUUUGUUAGGACGUACCUGACCACAAAAUAUUAUGUAAAUAAUUAUGAUCAACGACAUUUGGAUGAAGAGGAUGACAUCGAAGGAUUGUCAGCAUCGCCGCCAAAUGUAGGCGCAUUUUACCUAGUCUCUUAUCCUGAACAAUUACUACUUUUAAUAGCUGGCUCGGUUAUACAUCUUAUUGCAAACAUACUUAACGUCGUUUUUCUAUUGGACUUUUUUGCAAACUAUUUUGUUACAGUCUCAUAUUGCAUGACAUUUUCAUUAUAUGCACUUUAUGUUUUUAUGGAUGUAAAUUCAGUGAGUGUUGCUAAUUCUAGAAAAUAUAUUUAUUUGCCAGAAGUAACAAAAUGGUCCAUUUUUGUUAUUGGCGCCUCAUGUACUUUCCUCUCUAUGUUAACAAUGAGAAUUGGAAUAGCAAGAGGAUGA
Entrophospora sp. SA101 is the source of this 1053-nucleotide messenger RNA. NCBI's taxonomy places the organism in Eukaryota, Fungi, Glomeromycota, Glomeromycetes, Entrophosporales, Entrophosporaceae. The record is from the annotation of a GenBank genome assembly.